AUGAGUCGACAGUGCUACACCUCCAGCUCUCUCCUGGGAAGACGGGGCUUUUCCUCCGCGUCUGCUGUCUGCGGCCUCGGCAGGGGCAACAGCAGCUCAGCCUCCGUCUGCCAGCCAGUGGGACGGAGAUGUGGAAUCGGUGGCUUCAGCAGCCGGAGCGUCUGCGACCUGGGGAGAGGGCAAAGGAUUUCCUUUGGCGGGAGCUGCCGCAGUGGGGUCUACAGCGGUGCCAGCGUCGGACGUUGCGGUGUGGCUUACGGCGGAGGCCGCUUUGGCGUGGGCACGGUCGUGGGGUUUGGUAACUGCGGAAGCUACGGGGGCCUGGGCAGCUACAGAGGUCUUGGGGACGGCGUGGCUAUUGGAGGCUACGGUGGCAGCAUUGGCAUCGGCCUCGGCGGAGGUAGAUCUGAAGGGAUUCGGGGCGUCAGCAUCCACCCGGAGCUCCUCAAGCCCCUCUGCGUGGGGGUCGACCCCGAGGAGUGCCAAGUGCGGACCCACGAGAAAGAGCAGAUCAAGAACCUCAACAACCAGUUCGCCUGCUUCAUCGACAAGGUCCGGCUGCUGGAACAGCAGAACAAAGUGCUGACCACCAAGUGGGAGCUGCUGCAGCAGUAUGUCCUCCCAGCUUCCAGGAGAAACCUGGAGCCCGUUUUCGAGAACUUCAUCUGCAACCUGAGGAAGCAGCUGGAGUGUGUGCUGGGGGAGCGAGAGAGGCUGGAAAAUGAGGAGCGGUGCCUCAGGGACCUGGUUCAAGAGUACAAGUGCAAAUAUGAAGAUGAGAUCAACAAGCGCACGGCUGCGGAGAACGAGUUUGUGGUCCUCAAGAAGGAUGUGGACUGUCUCUACCUGACCAAGGAGGAGCUGGAGGUGAGAGUGGGCCUCCUGCGGCAGCAGCUGGAGUUCCUGAAGUGCAUCUACGCCGAGGAGAGAGCUCAGCUGGAUUGCCAGCUGUGUGACACCUCUGUCAUCGUGCAAAUGGACAACAGCCGGGACCUGGACAUGGAGGGCAUCAUCAAAAGUGUUGAGUGCUGCUACGAGGAGAUUGCCCAGAAGAGCAAGGCUGAAGUGGAGGCUUUCUACCAAACCAGACUGGAGGAGCUCCACAGCAGCAGGGGCAAGUUCUGCGAUGACCUGAGAAACAACCAGAGCGAGAUAGCCGAGCUGAACCGGAUGAUCCAGAAGCUGCAGUGCGAGUCGGAUAAUGUGAAGAAACAGAUCGCAGCUCUACAGACGGCCAUCUGCGAUGCUGAGCAGCGGGGCGACUGCGCCCUCAAAGAUGCCCGGCAGAAGCUGAUCGACCUGCAGACUGCACUGCAGCAAGCCAAGGACAAGAUGGCAUGCUUGCUGAGAGACUACCAGGAGCUGCUGAACGUCAAGCUGGCCCUGGACAUUGAGAUUGCCACUUACAGGACGCUGCUGGAAGGAGAAGAGAGCAGGAUAUGUACCGGCAACCCUGUGAGCGUAGCUGUGGUCAGCGGUGGUGGCACCAUCGGGGAGUGCCGAUCCCUAUCUGGAAUCGGAGGCAAAUGCGCUGUCAAGACAGGAGGGGCCGGCGCAGGGUUAGGGGUGGUCUCCUCCUUCGGUGUCAGCAACACUGGCUUUAGCACCCGGAGCGUAGAUUGCGUCCCCAGGGUGGGGGGCGGAUUUGGGGCGAGGAGCGCGGUCAGCUGCGUGGGGCGAGAAGUCAUCCCCAAUGUGGAGGGGGUGCAGUGCACCACUGGCGUGGGCAACCUGGGGAACGUCAUGUGCGCUGGCGUGGAGCAGUGCAGCCCGGGAGCCAUCAUCAUUCCCGGGGCAGGAGUCUGCAGCACCGGGAGCAGGUACAGCACAGCUGUGCGUGUGGUCAGAACAAGCCGGUAG
This is a messenger RNA of Aptenodytes forsteri (emperor penguin), 1860 nucleotides long. RefSeq names its product keratin, type II cytoskeletal 4. The record is from RefSeq and is a predicted model, not a curated record. Lineage: Eukaryota; Metazoa; Chordata; Aves; Sphenisciformes; Spheniscidae. Gene Ontology annotation, molecular function: structural constituent of skin epidermis. Gene Ontology annotation, biological process: keratinization; intermediate filament organization. Bases 1 to 1860 code for a protein of 619 amino acids. Gene Ontology annotation, cellular component: keratin filament. The transcript is spliced from 9 exons.